Drosophila sulfurigaster albostrigata is the source of this 814-nucleotide messenger RNA. RefSeq lists its product as uncharacterized. The record is from RefSeq and is a predicted model, not a curated record. Gene Ontology annotation, cellular component: nuclear body. The transcript has 3 exons. The coding region runs from base 96 to 755 and encodes 219 amino acids. NCBI's taxonomy places the organism in Eukaryota, Metazoa, Arthropoda, Insecta, Diptera, Drosophilidae. Gene Ontology annotation, biological process: positive regulation of DNA-templated transcription.
GAUUGAUGUUUUGACAUCACCAAUAGACGUUGUUUUUAUGUUGAAUUGAUGAGAAAACUAAAACAUAGAAUUGUAGGAAUUUUUGUUUAUGGGACAUGCCAGCUGCAGAAAGAUUUCACAAUAAGCCUAUGAUAUGGUUAAUUCGCCACGAGAAUAUACUCUUUACGCUAUGGGAGGAGGAAAGUAAAAAAGUCAACUACAGCGGCAACUAUCAAAAUAUUUAUCAAGCGAUUGCCGAAAAACUGUGUAAAGCCGGUUUACAAAUACAAUGGAAAGAUGUACGAACCAGAAUUGAGAGUGUCACCAAGAAAUACAACGAAGAGCUAAGGGAUAUUGAAGCUCUUGGACGGCCAUCUUCAUGGCGGCAUUUUGAGCGUGUUCACAAGAUUCUUGGAGUUAGCCCACAAAGCAUUGAGAGCAUCGAGAGCAAUGGAGUUGCCGCUCUGUUGGAUGAUGAACAAUACGGUCUUGAUGAUUUACCCAAUUCCGAGACGUCGUCAAUUGCUGAACCCAACGACGACAAUAAUUGCCCUGACUCAGUCUCCGCCUCCCCAUCGCCAGAAAAGAAGAGACGCAAAUUGGGAAAUGCAAGUAAAAUGACGCCUUUCGAGCUAGCGAUGCUGGAGAUUGAACGAGAUCGAACUGUUCGCUUGGAGAGCAUUGCCAUGAAUCGGCUUGAAGUAAUGAAACGAAUGGCAGCAGAAAAUGCCGAGUUUCACAAGAAACUACUUACACUCGUGAAAAGCAGAAAGUGAAGCCAGAUUUGUACAAAUUUAGUUCUAAUAUAUGCUACUAAAAUAUCUGACAAAUUCCA